Protopolystoma xenopodis is the source of this 474-nucleotide messenger RNA. NCBI's taxonomy places the organism in Eukaryota, Metazoa, Platyhelminthes, Monogenea, Polystomatidea, Polystomatidae. The record is from the annotation of a GenBank genome assembly.
AUGAUUUCCUCCAAUGCUGACUCUUCCUUAUUCUAUAUUCGUCAUGGUGUCGUCAAAUGGAUAAUGCUCCAAGCCGUGCAGCAACUAGCAGCUGAUUCGACUAUUUUGCCUCCUCCUCGCCCUCCUUAUACUUCUUCAUCCGCAUCUAAUGCUGAUCCCAACGCUAAUCCGAGCAUCAUGCGGUGGCAUAUGUCACAACGGCCCCCGCAGACUCGCUUACUUGCCAUACCAUGUGUGGAAGCAAAACUGCUUCCGCACUCCUCCAAUACAUUUCGUCUGGCAGAGCCGGCCCAAUCCGGACCACAGAGAUAUAAGCGCUUCUUGGAGAUGGCAUUCUGCUUAGCUCGAAGUUGGUAUUUUGAUCGUGAUGUCUUCGAGGUCUCUCAUAUAAUGUUUUUACAUGAAUUUCAACUUCAUGAGCAGGCAGAUUUUGUGAGUACUAUAACUGUAGGCGAACAUUUAACCACAGGUUAA